This is a messenger RNA of Cucumis melo (muskmelon), 1440 nucleotides long. RefSeq names its product codeine O-demethylase-like. The transcript is spliced from 4 exons. Bases 251 to 1282 code for a protein of 343 amino acids. Lineage: Eukaryota; Viridiplantae; Streptophyta; Magnoliopsida; Cucurbitales; Cucurbitaceae. The record is from RefSeq and is a predicted model, not a curated record.
UACAAAAUUAAAUUGUUAAACCUAAUUAAUUAUGUUAUAGAUUAAGCAGAGAAAGUUGGGGGAAUAUUCGUACUCUCCGUUGACUAAAAUUUUGCCGAAGCUCUUCUUGGACGGAUUAUACUCAACUCUUUGUUUCUUAAUUUCUUUCCAAUCGGCCUUCAUACCUUCAUCACCAGUUGCUAUAAAUAAGUUCGAUUCCGAAAGCCAAACCCUAUCAGUUUCCAUUUUCUUCGAUCAAUUAGGGGAUAAAAUGUCUCAGUCAGAUUCGAGUAAAAAUGUGUUGCAAAUGUCCAUCAAUGGCGAUGAACCCCCGCCAGCUUACGUGGUCGAAGGCUGUGCAGUCGGCGGUGCCGGGGAGAUUCCGAUCAUCGACGUGGGAGUGUUUAUGCCGUCCUCGUCGCCGGAACCAGAGGUUUUGGACUCGGAAUUGGGAAAAUUGAGAUCUGCUCUCGCCAAGGAGGGAUGCUUUCAGGCAAUUGGACAUGGGAUUUCGGAUUCAUUUCUAGACAAGAUACGUGAGGUUGCUAAAGAGUUCUUUGAAAUGGGAGAAGAAGAAAAGCAAAAGUAUAGUCCAAGGAAUGAGGAUGAUAAAUUCCAAGGGUAUGGAAACGAUGUGGUUGUUUCUGAAAAACAAGUUCUUGAUUGGAAUUAUCGUAUCUUCAUUCAAGUUUUCCCACAUGACUCCAGAAAACUCAAUCUUUGGCCAAAUGGUUUUAGAGAAAUCCUAGAAGAAUAUGUAGACAACAUAAAGUUGGUAACGGAAGUUUUAUACAAAGCAAUAGCAAAAUCGUUGAACAUUGAUGAAGAUAGCUUCGUAAAGCAGCUAGGGGAUCGAUCACCGAUGAAUGCAAGGUUUAACUUCUAUCCGCCGUGUUCGAGACCAGAUUUGGUUCUUGGAGUAAAGGCUCAUACAGAUGGAUCAGCUCUCACAAUUUUGUUGCAAGACAAAGAAAUGGAAGGUCUUCAAAUUUUUGUGGAUGAUAAAUGGGUCAAAGUCCCUGUCUUACCUUAUGCUCUCGUGGUCAAUCUUGGUGACCAAAUGGAGAUUAUGAGCAAUGGAAUAUUGAAGAGCCCAAUGCAUAGGGCAGUGACAAACUCAGAAAGGUUGAGGAUUUCAUUGGCAAUGUUUCAAAUACCUGAGAUUGAGAGGGAGAUUGGGCCAGUGGAGGCUUUGGUUGAUCAACAAACACCAAAGAAAUAUAAAAACAUCAAAAACUAUGGUGCUAUCAAUUAUGAAUGCUACCAAAAAGGGAUUGUACCAAUUGAUACUCUUAAAAUCUAAUUUUUCUUUUCUUUUCUUUUUUUUUUUUCUUUUUAAGAACUACACAACAUUCCCAAGUUGUUGGGUAAUGCUUUUCUCUUAUUAUUAUUAUUUGCAAAUAAAUUUAAUGGUCGUAUUGUGACAGAAAUAAUAUGUGAAUCUUGAUAUAUUUAUUUUUA